Molecule: messenger RNA, 1702 nt
Organism: Diabrotica balteata
Lineage: Eukaryota; Metazoa; Arthropoda; Insecta; Coleoptera; Chrysomelidae
Source: the annotation of a GenBank genome assembly
AUGGAAACCCAAAUAAGAGUUUCUGUAAACAAUUUUUCAUCAAUUUGCAGACUUUGUCUGCGACCUAACGAUUUGUUACCACUAUGUAGUGUAGACGCCAUUCAUAUUUUUAAGGAAAUUACAAAAAUUGAGGUAAAUGAAGACGAUCUACUACCAAAAAAUAUUUGCAAGACUUGUGUCAGUCGUCUGGAAGAAAUUAAACAAUUUAUAGACGUAUGUAUAGCUAAUAAUACAUUGUUUGUCACGGCUUUAAAACAUCCCUGUAUUAAAAAUGAAGUAUCUAUUGAAAUACCUUGCCAAAUAGACACAAUAAUAACAGAGGAUGAUGUGGAACAUAUUACACUACAAGAACAAACUGAGUCAAAGAAACGUGAAGAAGAUGAAGAGUUUUUUCAGUGUGGUAUUUGUAAUAAUACUUUUAAAGAGAAACAAUUACUUAUUUCCCAUUUAAAAGAGCAUGGAACUAGUAAAAAAAUGAACAAAAAGAUACAUAGGACAAAAAAUGAUUUAACAACAAAUAGUAAAAUUGAGAAGACAUGUGAUAAAGUAAAUUCUACAAAAUUAAAUUUGGCGGGCCAUAAGAUAGUGUUUAGAAGGAGAAAAAAAACAGCAGCACCAUUUAAAUGUACAAAAUGUGACCGUUCUCUAACUUCACAAAAUGCAUUAAAUGAACAUAUGAAAACCCAUACUGGAGUUAAACCAUAUAAGUGUCCUCACUGCCUAAAAGAUUUUUCAUAUAUAAGUAGCUAUACAGUUCAUCUAAGGUUGCAUACAGGAGAAACACCAUACACUUGUUCAAUUUGCAAUAAAGGCUACCGCAGUUCUACCAGCCUAAAUAAACACAAAAGAGUUAAACAUUUUAUUGAACAAGACAGUGAUAGUCUAAGUAAUUCAAGCAAAACCCAGUGUCCAUUCUGUAGUAAAUUUUUUGGUAAAUUUGGAUUUGGUGCACAUUUAAGAACCCAUAUUAAUGAGAAGAAGAUAAUUAAAUGUGCUUUGUGCUACAAGGUUUUCCAGAAAAACUCACACUUGGAAAGACAUAUCAGAAUACAUACAGGUGAGCGUCCCUUUGCUUGCAGUUCCUGUAGCAAAACUUUUACCCAAGAAAGUGAUCUUAAAAGACACAGCCUUAUUCACGGUGAUAAAAAAGAUUUCCAGUGUCAACAUUGCGGUAAGAUGUUCUUUACUACAAGUUCUCUGGCUUCUCAUAUGUUCAAACAUGAAGCAUUGACAAAGAAUGUCAAAUGUAAUACAUGUGAGUCCUCUGUUUGUUCAUGUAUUCCUCCAAAACGAUUAAAGAAAGAGAAUAUACCAAAGAAAUCAUUUUUGUGUACUAUUUGUGGGAAGGUAUUUACAGCUAAUAGCAGUCUCCAGAUUCAUCAUAGAAUCCACACAGGAGAAAAUCCUUUUGUGUGUAAACAAUGUAAUAAAAGCUAUAAAGCCAGCACGGCAUUAAAAGCUCACGUAAGAAGGGCUCAUACUGGAGAAAAACGUUAUAAAUGUCCAAAAUGUCCAAACCGAUAUUAUGAUUCCACAAAUUUAAAGAGACACAUUAAUAGAGUACACUCGAAUGUGGAUAUUAAGAAUGCAGAUGUUGAAUUUGAAAAUAUUUAAUAAACUUAUUAAUAAGUAAAUUAUAAUUAUUAAAAUAUUCAUUAAUUUGUAAACAUUUUUUAUUUUUUGAACAUAUGUGUACAAUGUU